CAGCCCCCUGCACCGUAGCUUUGCAGAGAGAGGGCUCUUCCCAGGGCUGCAGAGACGGUGGGUGGUGGGAUUCCCUCCCCCGGGAGGGGAAAUGCCCAGGCUCGAACCUCCUCUCCCCCCCUUUUACAAAGAAGCAAAACAAAAAGGGCAGGGCGGGGUCUGCUGGUGGGGAGGGGGCUCUUCGUCCUGCUGGUCCUGGCGCUUCCUUCCUUCCUUCUGCAGAGCCAAAAGGGGAGGGGGGAGGUCAGCAUCCAGGUAUUGUUCAACGAGAGAGAGAGAGAACAAUGAAGGCAGGUAGGGGAGCCCUUCCCUUCCCCUGCCACGCGUGGGGGGGGGCAUUGCAGCCCCCCCCUCUCUUGUGCAUGGGGUGAGGUGGGGGAGGCUCUUUAAAGAGCAAAUGUCCCAUGGAAAGAACCGCCAGGGGGGAUGCCUGUUUUGUAUGGGGAGUGGGUGGGAGGUGGGCUGCCAUUCGUUUUUGCAGCUCUUCUGUCUUAAGGCAGCCCACCGUAGUCCAUCUUGGAUCCUGUAGAAAAGUACAGGUAGUGCUUGACCGCAAUCGAGUUCGCCAACAUUUCUGUUGCUAAGCGAGACGGUUGUUAAGUGAGUUUUGCCCCGUUGGAUGACUAUCCUAUGUCACUGUUGUUAAGUGAAGCGUUGCAUGCAUUUAGUAACAGUCGUUAAGUGAAUCUGGCCAUUGGAGGUCACAAAAGGGGAUCCUAGGACCUCCGGUAACACUGCAACCACCAUAAAUCUAAGCCAGUUGCCAAACUUCCAAAUUUUGAUCAUGUGACCAUGAGGACGGUGCAGCGGUUGUUAAGUGUGAGAAACGAUCAUAAAGUCACUUUUUCCAGUGCCAUUGUACUGGAACAGCCACUAAAGGAAUGGUUGAAAGCUUCAAACUGUCACUAAAUGAAUGGUUGAACAUUGAAUGUAAUCUUGUUUAGAGGGGAAAGGGGGUUGCAAUCACUCUGUGAAGGCAGAUGGGAAGUUGUGUGGUUUUGGACUAAGGCAAAGUCUCGCCCUUAAAACUGGAUCACAUCUUUGGAGGAUGCUGGCUGGGGAAUUCUGGGAGUUGAAGUCUGCAAAAGUCUUAAAAAGUUUCCAAGGUUGGACCAUCCCUUUUUUUUACAGGAUAAAACGGUUUGAGAGUUUGCCUUGUUGUCUCCCAGUGCUGAGAGCCCUUUACUCCAUCCUUCAAAAUCCUUUGGGAAUGAGUGCUGUGUGGCGUACCUAAUAAAUAAAUGAAAAGAUGAAAAAAAUGGAUGUAUGAAAGGGAGAGGCUCGUUCAGCAGGGAUUUCCUCUGGUUCCUUGAGAGCCACCCAACCUUGGCUGGGAAAAUGCUGGAAGAAGAAAGAAGAACACUGCAAUGACACUACAUGGUCUUGACUUUGCAGAACUUGGUAGCCAUCAUCAAUCAGAGCCAUCAUUGCCUUGGCGGCUUGUAAUUGACAGCCUAGGAAGGCCGUCUGUCCUGUUCGGGAAAAUAUCUCAAGGAUGGAUGAGCAAAAUACAGUUGGCCCAGAAGCUGGAAGGGACCCUGAGACCAUCAAGUCAGGGAGCAGUGGAGAAAACUGGGGGCUCCGUCCGGAGGUCCAUCGUCAGUGUUUCCGGCAGUUCCACUACCAGGAUGCCAAGGGGCCUCGGGAGGUCUGUAAGAAGCUCCACGAUCUCUGCCAUCUGUGGCUCAGACCAGAGCAACACACCAAGAACCAGAUUUUGGACAUGCUCAUCCUGGAGCAAUUCUUAGCUGUCAUUCCUCCGGAGAUGCAGAGGUGGGUCCGAGAAUGUGGAGCAGAGACCAGUUCCCAAGCUGUAGCCCUGGCUGAAAUUUUCCUCUUGACCCAGGCCGAGGACAAGAAACAAGAAGAACAGCAGUAUACAGAAUCGGGCCCCAACUUUCCUGAACUAUUCAAGACGUCCUCAGAUGCCCGACAGAGCGCUCUGCGAAGGUGGAUGAAACAUGAAAGUGACGGAACGUCCAUCCUACAAGGAGAUGGAAUGAUGUCGGUGAUACGUGCCCAGUCAACCUCUCUUCUUUGUGGCGGAGCAGACAUAACAGCUGCACAACAGUCUCAGGGCACAGUGACAACUGAGGAUGUGGCAGUCCAGGUCACUGAGAAAGAAGGGAUUCUGCCAGAUCCUGACCAGAAAGGUUUCCGCAAGCAAGCCGUGGAGCAAGAUGGCGGACUAAUGGCUGCCUUUGAAGCCGAUAAGUGGGCAGUCGAGAGAAAAGGAGACUCAUUGGUGGGGCUGCCAGAAGGAGAUGGCAUUAAAAAGAGGGAGAAACAGAGGAGAAAAUCGGUACCAAAUCGGAAAAGGAUGAUGGAGCUGAAUGAGUGCCCCGCUUCCCAGAGCAGCAACUUCCAUCAAAAUGCAGUCCAAGAAAAAAUAGAGAAAAUGAAUAUUGCAAAAAUAAGUGAGCCAGCCCGUAAAAGACAAAGGACGUAUCUGUUCCAUAAAGAAUGGGAGGAACGGUACUGUUUCAUGGACGUGAACGGCAAAUCGGUGUGCUUAAUCUGCUCAUCCACGGUCGCGGUGGCCAAGAAGCACAACGUCCAGCGGCACUUUGAGAGAAACCAUGGCACGUUCACCAAAAACUACCCCCUCGAUUCCGAGCUUCGCAAAAUGAAAGUGAAAGAGAUGAAGUCCAAGUUUGCCUCCCAGCUGACCGUCUACACCAAACCCGUGGUCCACUCCAAGAACACCACCAUCGCCUCUUUCAAAAUCGCCAGUUUGCUGGUUAAACGAAACAAACCCUUCGAGGACGGCGAGCUGCUGAAAGAGGUGUUCCUGACAGCGGCCGACUCGAUUUUCGAAGGCUUCUCCAAUAAGAAAGAGAUCAUGACCGCCAUACAAAAACUCCAGUUGUCCGGGAACACCGUUUCUCGUAGAAUCCAAUCCAUCUCGAACGAUUUGGAGUACCAGCUGCAAAGCGACCUGCAGAAGUGUCUCUGGUUUUCCCUGCAGCUGGACGAGUCCACCGACAUAACCGACACAUCCCAACUGGCCAUGAUCGUCAGGCUCGUCUUUAGCGAUCUGGCGGUAAAGGAAGAGCUCCUCAAAAUCCUGUCUUUGAAAGGGAAAACGAGGGGCGAGGAUAUCUUCCUGACAUUCAGAAACUACGCCACCGAAACCAACCUCCCUCUUCAUAAACUGUCUUCCAUCACGACCGACGGGGCGCCCGCCAUGGUGGGCAGCAUGGACGGGUUCAUUGCUCACUGCCAAAAGGACGAAACUUUCCCAAAGUUUAUUUCGUAUCACUGCAUUAUCCACCAAGAGGCACUGUGUGCCAAAGUGCUGCAGUUCAAACACGUCAUGGACGUGGUUACCAAAAUCAUAAACUCCAUCCGCGGCGUCUCUUUGCAGCAUCGGCUCUUUAAAGCCCUCCUGAAGGAUGUGGACGCGGAAUACGGGGACCUGAUCUUGCACACAGAGGUCAGGUGGCUCAGCAAAGGCAAAGUCCUUGCCAGGUUUUUAACCCUGAGGGAUGAAAUAAAGGCGUUUUUAAAAACUAAAGACCAGUAUGUGGAACAGCUGGAUGACCGGUUCUGGUUGGUGGAUUUAGCUUUCCUUGCUGACUUGAUGCAAGAACUCAACAGUUUGAAUAUUGAGCUGCAUCGAAAUGAUAAGCAUCUUUCCGGCAUGAUCUCUUCGGUCCACUCCUUCAAAGGCAAACUGAGGUUGUGGAAGUCACACCUGCAGGUGAAGUCCCUCCUUCCCUUCCCUUCCAUGAAGCAAGUGGUCGGGGACAGCGACUUCAACAACGCGCCCUUUGUGGGUUACCUCGAGACUUUGGAGGAACAAUUCCACGCCCGUUUCCAGCAGUUCACCAGCAUCGAGCCGGUAGUGUCCUUCUUUGAAAACCCGUUCAGUCCGAUCGAUGUCGCGGAGACAGCCGUGGCCAUCGGGGAACUGUGCCAGGCCUUGGUGGAAGAGGUCGAGAUGGAGAUUGUGGGCCUUCAGAACGACAUCAUUCUCAAAUCCAACUCGAGCCAUGCCAACUUUUGGAACCUGGUGGACGCCCAAAAAUUCCCUCUGUUGAGGAAGACGGCUGCCAAGAUCAAGUCUUACUUUGGGUCCACUUACCAGUGCGAGUCCGUCUUCUCGACACGGAGAUUUAUCAAGUCAAAGAACAGAACUCGGAUGACGGACAAACACCUGGAUGACUGUUUGCGAGUGGCAAUCUCUUCCUACACUCCCAAUUAUAACCGGCUUGCCGACGGCAUGCAGUGCCAAGCCUCUCACUAACCCGGAGCCGUGCUGUGAAACUUGGCCAAUGUGUGGCUGUUUUGCACAAAUCAGUAGCUUGUGUAGAGCAGACUUCACCUUGCCAAUUUUUCUAUUUUCUAUUCUGUGUUCCAUCGAAUGGUAGAGAUACUAGGCUUAAAUGUAUACCGAUUUAUUUGUACUGUGAAUAUAAUUAUGUACUGGUAGUCUAGGGAUAAUGUUGAGUUAUACACCUACCUGCUCUCUCUACUAUGCAAAUAAAUACUCUUUUAUAUGUGGAAUCAUCUGUUACCAGCAAAUGUGUCAUGAUGGGACCAGGGAUAACAUUGGAGGUGCAAAGUGUGUUACAUCACAUAUAGACACUUCCUUAAGUGUCCCAAGUUCCCAUCAUAAAGGUAUACAUCAUAAAUAGUUUUAUUGAC
Molecule: messenger RNA, 4650 nt
Organism: Pantherophis guttatus
Lineage: Eukaryota; Metazoa; Chordata; Lepidosauria; Squamata; Colubridae
Source: RefSeq, a predicted model, not a curated record